CCAAAGAGCACACGCAGUUUGGCGUCAUUGGUCCUUUGACAGUUCAAAGGAUCCUCCUCCUUCCUCAUCGCACUCCGCGGACUUUUUUUUUAAUUGCAAUAUCUCUCUCUCGCUCGAUCUUUGCCGUACUGGUGAACUUCCCAAAGUUCUCGAUCGCCAUGGGAGAAACCGCCCCUACUCCUCCUCCUCCUCGCCGCAUUUCCGUCCACCAGCUCCUCGGCGGCGGCUCAGUGGCCGAUGUUCUGUUGUGGCGGAGAUGGGGCGCGAGCUUGACGUUGUUAGUGGUUUCGUCGACCUCGUGGUAUCUAUUCGAGCGAGCUGGAUACAAUCUGCUGACGUUCGUGGCGAAUGUGUUGUUCCUCCUCGUUCUGAUACUCUUCCUGUGGGCGAAAUCUGCUUCUCUUCUCAAUCGGCCACUGCCGCCAAUUCCUGAUCUCGAAAUAACCGAGGAGACUGUUGACAAAGUUUCUCGAGUUGUUCAAGUUUAUGUGAACCAUAUAUUGGCAGUUGGAUGUGAAAUUGCAAUUGGCAGGAAUUUGAAAGUCUUCUUACAGGUCGCUUUUGUCUCAUGGAUCGUGUCCUAUGUUGGUAGCCUCUGCAGUUUUCUUACUUUUGCUUAUGUUGGGAUUCUUCUCUGUCUUUCAAUCCCAGUCCUGUAUGACAAAUACCAGCACCAGAUUGAUGAAAAGUUGGUUGUACCACAGAGAAUCCUUGAAGCUCAGCUAAGAAAAAUUGAUGAUACCCUUCUGAAGAAGCUUCCACUGCCAUCACACAAGGAAAAGAAGGUUCAAUAGGUAGCUAGAGGUUUUGAACGCAGUUGCUGGCUCUUCUGAGUUUGGGAAUGUCUUCGUGCUAGUUUUUGGGAAAGGUCAAAUAGCUAUAGGGGAUGCAUAGUUUCUAUGUUGCUUAUUCCUGUUUGCCUUUCCCUCCAUCUUCCACCAGAAUCUGACUGUUAGAUCUCCAAUUCUUGUUCAUUCAUGUAGUUCGAUGGCUCGAGUAUCUUUUCCACCACCGGAGUGCAUUGAUGGCUUUGAGAGGGAAGAUGGAAAAUAGUUGCCUUGGUUUUUUAAGUUGUGGCAUUAGGCAGAGUGAGGUCCCAGUUUGUACAUGAUCCAUUUUCUUUGGCAAAUGAGUUUGCUUAUAGUACUCAAACUUUGUAAUGUCAAGAUCUCGGUAUUUCUUUCACAGUUGAUCUGCUGGCGAUAGCUUCUGUUUGUUGUUGUACGAAUCUCCGUCAUUUGCUUGAAACAGGUAAUAGAAUAGAACUCGAUUGGAUUGGUUGUGUUCUUGAUAGAAGCCCGCGAGGCGGGUAGGGUGGGUUGGGGCCGGCCGUGUGGGCCCGGGUUGAGUAGCAGUUAGGUUAUUUUUGUUAGUUUGCUGAAACUCAUUAAAGAGGGCUUAGUACGUUCAUUUUGGAAGAAAGCAAUAAUAAUAUCAAAAUCUCUAAAUCCCU
Messenger RNA from Linum tenue, 1453 nucleotides. NCBI's taxonomy places the organism in Eukaryota, Viridiplantae, Streptophyta, Magnoliopsida, Malpighiales, Linaceae. The record is from the annotation of a GenBank genome assembly.